UACUGAAUAGAACUUAUCCACGGAAGGGUAGCUGGUAACUUAUAUGUUAACUUCGAUAAGAUUGUCCAUUACAAGGUCUUAAUUAAUACGCUUUGAAAUAGUGUAAACUCGUAAACUCGUAUAUGGCUCGACUUUAAAACUUAUUGCCGGGAUUUAAAUUUUGCAAGUCAUGUCAGCGCCCGUUGUCGCCCCUCCCCCAGUAGGUCUAAACAUCAAGGGACCCGACUUAGAUUCGUCAGCUUCUCAGAAAGUCCUCGAGGUUGUUCCGGAUAUCGGCCCAGACGGCCGUUCCACUGAAGAACGGGGUUUACAGAAAGUAGAAACCCCUUCCCAGCCCUUAGAACCUGAUUAUAUUGAGCCCGAACGUGUUCCUACCCCGGAUCAAACGCACCAAGAGAUAUCGGUAGAAGUUAGAACAGAGAGUGGCGUAAAUAGAAAGAGACAUAGAGACAGUGAUAAAAGUGUUGAUUUUGUAGACGCUAAAGACAAAACAAUGGCUAUUACUCAACCUAAACCUGACAAAGGGACGGCUAAAGUGACAGAUUUUAAAGUGCCCGAUAGAGUGGAAAUCGACUCUGGUAUGGUAGAUGGGGCAAGUUCCGAUCAUGUUAUUGACAUCGUUAAACAAUCAAAACUUACCGAAAGUGUAAAGCAGGCGCCCUCUGAAAUGGGCGAAUUCCCAGAAUUCCAGUCUCGCCCUCUCACUGAAACCUCGUUCCGUGACGGCACCAAGAUGUCGUAUGAUACUGGCCGAGAUACUCAGCGAGACGCGAGGAAGGAGAGCCGAUUUGACAACGACAGAGACUCCUCCAAGACGCCAUUUUCUGUAACAAUCGAAAGGAAACCGCUGCAUACGGCACAGACUCGCUCGCACUCGGACUACUAUUCUAAAACGCCGACUAUCAAUCGGUACGCUCACAUAGCGACGUCUCUCGGCCAGUUUUACGGGUUAGUCCAGGACCCCAAUACCAGAGAGGCGCGGUUUCCCUCUCAAAUGCCGCGCAUGCGCAGACCUCCAAAGCUCGUGAGAUUAGCCACCGUCACCAUGUCACCGAAGACGAAGCCCAUGCCCAAGGCGCCCAGCCUCUACUAUGAGGAGCCCAAGAAGCCCAAGAAGCUGAUCACGUGGGACGAGGCAAUGGAGUCCCGGCCGCCGCUACGCGUGGACAUGGAGGGGCCGGGCCCUACGCGGUACUCACUCACCAACCGCCCGCUCAACGAGACCAACUCGCCCGCGUGGACAUUUGGAUCCAGAUGUUUCGUAGAAAAAAGUGGCGGAUCGAGAACCUCAUGGGAGAAGACGUGGUUUCAGACACCGGAAGUCUGGACCUCCAAAGUGGACUUCCAAAACGAUUCCGCGUGGCCGACGCCUAAUAAUUACAAAGCCCGUCCGACCCUUGGACCGAAACAAAGAACGAUGGCCGAGUACCCUUCAUAUUCAAUCGGUACAAGGAAAGAAUUGUCCCUGGGCAAAGCAGGUGCCGACAAGGAGCCGUCGCCGGUGGACUAUGACAAGGACACCGCCGACAAGCUGGUACUGCGCACCGCCCCGUCAUUCACCCACCAGUUCCGUCGAGAGGGCACCGUCAUCUGGCAGUCUAAAGAGAGAAGUCCGGGCCCCGGUACCUAUUCACCAAACUACUCGUACAAUAAGACCCACACACCGGCAUUCACUAUCCGGUCACUGAGGCGGGAGAAAUCGCACGUGUUAGGUCCUUUCUCCACCAUGUAAAGAGCAUACCUCGAACGUACAGAAAGGGUACAAUCGGAGCGUGGCAAACACAUUCUUUUAAAACAAAUCGCAUGUGGAUAUCAUAGAGAACCAUGCAUAAAGCUAUAAUGUAUGUCAUAUCGCCACGAAAGGAGAGUAUUAUUUGAAGCAUAAAAAUGUAUUCAAUCGCUAUACUGUUUGCAUAUAUUUGCAUGUAUAUACAUUAUUAUAAAAUUUUUACAUUAAUUUGUUUAAUAAUAUUUUUUGAUAAUAAAAUCGUUACUGUAACGUUUGUUGUGAA
This is a messenger RNA of Dreissena polymorpha, 2012 nucleotides long. RefSeq lists its product as uncharacterized. The transcript has 7 exons. The coding region runs from base 170 to 1732 and encodes 520 amino acids. NCBI's taxonomy places the organism in Eukaryota, Metazoa, Mollusca, Bivalvia, Myida, Dreissenidae. The record is from RefSeq and is a predicted model, not a curated record.